CGACGUCCUUUUUCCCUUUUCCCCAAUCCGCUCCGGCUCCGCCUCUCUCCACCACCGCUUCCGUCGCCGUAGCCGCCUCCUCUGUUUUCCCACUCCUACCAGCUUCGACAAGCGCGCGCCAGCGCCAAGGCUAUCGUCUCCGCUGAUGCUUCUCCGCCCCGCCUCCUCCCCACCUCGCCCCCAUUUCCCCGCCGCCGCGGGCCGCACGAGGAGCGCCGCCCCCUUCUUCCUCGUGCUCAGCCGCCGCCAGCGACGGCGUCACCGCCCGUACACCCUCCUCCUCCGCGCCUCCCUCUCCGACGUCCUCGCCAGUCUCCCCGCCUCGCUCGCGCUCGUCGGCCCCGCGGCGGCUGCGGCAGCCGCGGCGGUCGUCUCCUCCUUCUCCUCCCCGUCCUCCUAUUUCCGGAGCAGCAUCCCGUCGUCGCCGUCUCCUUCCAACUCGGAUUAUGACGGGCGUGGGGACGCCUCCGGCGAGUGGAUCCUCUUCACCAGCCCGACGCCGUUCAACCGCAGCGUGCUGCUGCGGUGCCCGUCCGUGUCGUUCGAGGACGGCGGAGUGCUCCUCGACGGCGUCAACGAGCGGCUGCUCACCGAGGACCGGCACUACGUGAACCUAAGCCGUGGCCGCAUCCCCGCGGCGCGCGGCGGGGAAGGCGCCGGCCGUAUAUCCUAUCAGAGGAUUUGUAUACCCAUGGAGGAUGGCGGGGUGGUUGCGCUUGAUUGGCCAGAGAAUUUGGAUCUGGAUAAGGAGCAUGGGCUUGAUUCGACGGUGCUUAUCGUGCCUGGCACUCCCGAAGGGAGCAUGGAGAGGGGCAUCGAGAUGUUCGUGUUGGAUGCACUGAAGAAUGGCUACUUCCCCGUUGUGAUGAACCCCAGAGGGUGUGGCGGCUCGCCGCUCACUACACCAAGGUUAUUUACAGCAGCUGACAGUGAUGAUAUCUGCACAGCAGUACGCUUUAUAAACAGCAAAAGACCAUGGACGACAAUAAUGGGUGUUGGAUGGGGAUAUGGUGCCAAUAUGCUGACAAAGUACCUUGUGGAAGUUGGAGAGUCCACUCCUCUUACUGCUGCUGUUUGUAUCGACAAUCCUUUUGACCUAGAAGAAGCAACUAGAUCGUUUCCUCACAAUAUCGCUCUUGAUCAAAAGCUCAUGGCUGGCUUGGUCGAUAUUCUGCGUGCUAAUAAGGAACUCUUUCAAGGAAAAGAUAAAGACUUUGAUGUUCAAAAGGCUUUGUCAGCCAACUGUUUGCGGGACUUUGAUGGAGCAAUAUCCAUGAUUUCACAUGGGUUUGCUACUGUUGAUGACUUCUAUUCGGAAAAUAGCAUGAGGCUGUCAGUUGCCCGUGUGAAAAUACCUGUACUCUUUAUACAGAGUGAUGACGGCACUGUGCCACUUCUAUCAGUACCACGUAGUUCAAUAUCAGAAAAUCCUUUUACGAGCCUUCUCCUUUGUUCUUGUGUACAUUCCAGUGUCUUCACCUUCGAGAGAAACACUGUGUUAUGGUGCCAGAAUCUGACCUUAGAGUGGUUGUCAGCAGUGGAGUUUGCACUUCUGAAGGGUCGUCAUCCGCUUAUCAAAGACGUGGAUAUGACUAUUAACCCAUCUAAAGGUCUAGCAUUCGUUGAAUCUCAACCGAAUAAUAAUGUCCCAAAAGACAAUAAUUUCCAGGAGCAAUCUCAGUUUAUUUUCUAUAAUAAUGUUCCACAUGGGAUAAAUGGGCUGCUCACCGAUUCUGCAAAUGGGUAUUCUGGCGCCGAAGUACUAGAAAGUGGGCUGUUAGAAGAUAAUAGUGAUAUAGACAGGAUAAGGCAAGUUGCAGAUGAAGAGGAGUCAGGAGAGAGUUCUGAAGAUGUCGAAGAAGGUCAUGUACUACAAUCAGCAAGUCUUGUGAUGCAUAUGCUGGAUGCUACAAUGCCUGGUACUCUGGAUGAUGAUCAAAAGAAGAAGGUUAUGGUGGCAGUGGAGCAAGGUGAAUCUCUUGUGAAAGCUCUAGAAGAAGCUGUACCUGAGGAUGUGCGUGGAAAGCUUACAGCUUCUGUGACUGAAAUUUUACAAUCUAAACGAGAAAAUUUUAACUUAGAUGCCUUAAAGCGGCUUGGCUGGACAAGGUCAACCACCAAGAGAGUGGUCCAAGAAAAGGUCAAAGAGUCGGCUCAUGGAAGUGGACUUCAGGAUGUCAAAAUGCUUGAUCAGCACAGAGGUGUUACAUCCACUGAUGAGGGAGACCAGAAAGAUACUAAUUUGACCUCAAGCGAGAAUAACCCUGGAGAGGGUAUUGAUUUUUCGCAAGGAAAGUCUUGCCAAGCUUCUGGGCCUGUUGGAACUGGAAUCGAAAUGGCAAAUGAACAGACACAGCUCAACAAAUCAGAGAAAGAUAGCUCUGGAAUAAAUGAAAGCAGUGAAGAGCAGCACAUGAUCGAUCAGGGCAGUGAAACAGCUCCAAAGCAUGUUUCUGAUGAUCAACCAACAGUCAACUCAAAUGGGGCUCCUAGUGAGCGAGUGCAGUCAGCUGAUGUUACAGCAGAGCAGAAUCCACAGUCCUAUGUGAUAGAAAAAGAGGGUGAUGCAGUUAGUGCCAAUGUAGAUGAGGUUGAACAUGAUGUUAUUGACCAGAACAUGCAAGUGCCUAAAACAGAAGAAUCGAAACCUCCCACAGUUAAUGUGACACAGGCACUAGAUGCCUUAACUGGAUUUGAUGACUCAACACAAAUGGCUGUCAACAGUGUAUUUGGAGUUCUCGAAAAUAUGAUUGACCAGUUUGAAAAACAACAUGACGCUGAGAAUGGGGACACUUCUGAUGGAAUCACUGUUGAACCUUCUGUAGAUGAGACAGAGUCUGAUGUGCUGGUCGAUGUGGACACUGUGUCAAUUGGAAGGAACAAAAAUCAAUCAUCAUCUGAUGAACCAGAACAUAGCAUUUCUGUCGAAGCUUCCAUCAUGCCUGAAGAUCACACUUUUGGUGAGAGAAAAUCCAAUUUAAGCAUCAUUCCACCUUCUAAAGGAAAGAUGAGGAAUUCUCAAAGAAAUAUAUCUGGAAACCAUGUGGAUCGUGAUGUUACAAAGUGGCCGAGUGGCUCACCUGAUUAUUUAUUGGAUAUAGCUGCCAACCCUUACUUGAAGGUGCAGUACGCUUUGUACCUUCACGACGUUCUUUCUACACAACUGAAACUGCAAUCACCACAUUUGAAUUCGGCAACUGAACUUCUCCUUGAUCCACAAGAGGGUAAAUGGAAACUUGCAGAUCAAAUGCACAAUGUGCAUAACAACAUUUCUAAAUCUGACAAAAAUAGUGGCAUCGAGGAAGAGAUCAAACAUGCAGCUUCCUCCCAAGCUCCAUCUAGGACAGACAAUGUUAUUUUGCAACCCCACUCGGUUCUGGGAAAUUUUGCUGACACUAAAAGCAAGGUAAAUGAAAGGUUACCUGGUAGUGCUCUGAAACAGACACUCACGUACUUCAUUACUGAUGAAUUAUCAAAUGCCCUCAAAAUUGAAGUUGGUCGCAAACUAGGGAUAAAAAAUGCAGAGCAACUUCAAAGAAGUCUUGCACGUGAUGUCAAACGACUCGCUGCUCAAGUUUCUAGAAAUAUUGUGCUUCACAGUGAGUUAUACAUAGCAACAAGUGUGCAGAGGAAUCCAACAACUGUGAAAUUUGGUGUGAUUCAUGGAGAAAAUGUUGUUGAAGCUGUAUCAACGGCAGUUCAGCAAUCUCAUGAUCUGAGAGAUGUUCUUCCAGUGGGUGUCAUAGUUGGUGUAACUUUAGCGUCUCUGAGAAAUUACUUCCAUGUCGGUGUGUCUAAGCAUGAUAACCUUACAAAAGCUGCAGUCAAGUCAGGAAUUUUAAAUGAGGAUCUUAUUAUUCAGGAUACUGAUGAAGAAAAUAUGGAUAAUCCAUCCCCAAGAAAAGAAGCUAAUGUAGAUCCUUCCACCAAAAAAGAAGUAAAUAUAGAUUAUCAGUUUGAAGAAAAUGUUGAGCUCAAGCAGCAGGAGAUAACAAGGUCAGAGGGUAAAGGAAUGAUGGUUGGGGCUGUCACGGCUGCCCUGGGUGCUUCUGCCUUCGUAGCACAUCAUCAACAAAAGACGGCUGAAGAGCAUGGUAGCAUGUAUAGCACCUCAACAUACUCUCAGCAUAGUCUUGACGAAACUGGACAGGAAAAGAGCCAGAAUAACUUAAUGAGCAGUUUUGCUGAGAAAGCCAUGUCCAUUGCAGCCCCUGUUGUACCGACGAAAGGUGAUGGUGGGGUUGAUCAGGACAGGCUGGUUGCUGUUCUAGCUGAACUAGGACAAAGAGGGGGGAUUUUGAGAUUUGUGGGGAAAAUCGCUCUGCUCUGGGGAGGUAUUCGUGGUGCUAUGAGCCUGACUGACAGGCUCAUCUUGUUCUUACAUAUCAGGGAGCGCCCCUUAUUUCAGAGGAUCCUGGGAUUUUCCUUCAUGGUACUUGUUCUAUGGUCUCCAGUUGUGAUUCCUCUGUUGCCAACACUUGUUCAAAGUUGGACAAUAAACGCUUCAGCAGGAAUUGUUGGAGAUGCUUGCAUCGUUGGCCUAUAUGUAUCUAUAAUGAUACUUGUCCUGCUAUGGGGAAAAAGAAUACGUGGCUACGAGAAUCCAGUUGAGCAAUAUGGGAUGAAUCUUGCAUCUCCAUCAAGGCUGCAAGAAUUUUUUCAAGGUCUUGUCGGAGGUGUGGCUGUUGUUUGUUUGGUGCAUUCAAUAAGCAUUUUACUUGGCUUUGCAACUUUUCGAGCAGGGUCAUCUUCACUACUAGCUAGACCCUUUGAUCUUCUUAAAUCUUCAAGUAAUGUAUUGUUGCUAGCUCUUAGAGGGUUUAUGACAGCAACUAGCAUUGCUGUGGUGGAGGAAGUGGUUUUUAGAUCAUGGCUUCCAGAAGAAGUUGCUGUUGAUCUUGGUCACUACCAUGCCAUUCUGAUAUCGGGAGUUACUUUUUCUCUAAUUCACCGGUCUCUACCUUCAGUACCAGGUUUCUUGCUACUUUCGCUAGUGCUUUUUGGACUUAAACAAAGAACCCAAGGGAAUCUCGCUGCACCAAUUGGCCUGCGGUCCGGAAUAAUGACUGCUAGUUUUCUAAUACAAAGCAGUAGCAUUAUUACAUUCAAACCUGAGACUCCUUUCUGGAUGAUUAGUACCUACCAUCUGCAUCCUUUUGAUGGUGCUAUUGGAUUAAGUAUUUGUGCUUUACUUGCUAUCCUUUUCUUCCCUCAAAAACCUGUCCAGGACACUUUUGUGUCGUGAGAAUUAGGAGGAUGUAAAAGGCACCCUUGACGUGAGUUCCAACAAAGAUGUUGUCAUGUCUAUAAAAUCUAGGUAAGCACUGAAGGGUUGCUCUGGUGUGCCAUGUUAGAAGUGCAGCUCAAAUUGUUGAUGCAUUGCAAGUUGCUUGCUGCCAAAAAGAGCACCUGGUUUGCUCCUCGAUUACACUGAGGGGUGCUGCUAAUGGAUUUGGGGCUGUAACGGAUGUACAGACGGGAUUCAUGCCUGCCAAACUUUUAUACUCUAUUUUCUGGAUUUUGUAUGGAUGGAAUAGUAAUUGUCGUGGCAACAAGAUACACUCCAAACGGGAAUGAAAAUUUUCAUUUGUAAGUUGGGGCAAUAUAAACUAACCAAGAAGUUGGAUAUGCUCUUUGCAAAAGAAGAAGUUGGAUAUGCGUGGUAAAGAAACUAGCAGAUGUGGAUAUUGAAAUUAGUGCUUUGCCAUUUUGCUGUGCAUAAUGUUCCAUGCUGACUGAUUGACUUGUAGGUUUGGUCUGUAGAUUUCAUUAGUCUCCUUUUGACACCCCGUUUUGAAUUUUGGAACGCAAGCACGCGCAAGUUUUGAGGUAGCAAUUUUUGACAACUCAUACCACAUGUAGAAAACAGUUACAUAAAGAGUCAGCUCAUAUAUCCACCCACAGUUGUAUACUACUUCCUCGGUUCCUCCACUCAAUGAGAAGCUAGCGUCUACUCUGUAAUGUUGACUGGAAGUGUAAUGUCAGUAUGUCACCCCUAUUUGUAGAACAAUCUGUUGAUAUCUGCCAGGGAUAUAGUCUCAAUAAUUUCAUUUCUUUUUCUUGUGUUGUAUUGGCUCAGAAUUUAUCAAUCGAAGGAACUGUAACUCUUGUUUAGAGAUA
Molecule: messenger RNA, 6120 nt
Organism: Brachypodium distachyon (stiff brome)
Lineage: Eukaryota; Viridiplantae; Streptophyta; Magnoliopsida; Poales; Poaceae
Exons: 12
Coding region: 146-5245 (1699 amino acids)
Biological process (GO): CAAX-box protein processing
Cellular component (GO): membrane
Molecular function (GO): metalloendopeptidase activity
Source: RefSeq, a predicted model, not a curated record